AUGCAGACAAUUCCCGAGUUCACAGGGCCCCAAUUCCCCUUCUCCACGGCUCCUGGCGCGGCUAAGGCCUAUGCUGUUGUGCACUAUAACUUCAACCUUGGCCGAGACAUGCCCCCAACCCUGAUCGCCAUUCCACGGCAUGAAAAGGACGUCCGCACCGCCAUCAGGUACGCAAGGCGAAACGGAUACCGCAUCUCAGUCUUCACGGGCGGCCACUAUUACGAUGGCGGAGUCCACGCCUCAACAAAGCCAGACGUCCAGCUCAACCUCACCCUGACGUACAUAGGCCCGAAACAUGUUGGUCUCGCGACGUCAAAGCGAUGGGUUCCGUACAGAACCAAGAAUCAACUCUGGGUCGGCGUCACCCAGAGUAUCGGAGAUAUCAACCGGAUUCUUCGUGAAGACGGCCGCUUCCUGCCUCACGGACAAUGCGCUGAUGUACAACUUGUUGGUCAUGGCCAGAGAGGUGGAGGUGGCCAACUCGCGCGAAGCUUCGGCCUGCUGGGAGAUCGCAUCCGCGCCAUCCGAAUACUCAACCACACCGGGGAGAGUGAAAUGAUCACUACGUGCGACCCGAAAGCCCACGCCAUCUUGGGAGGCAUUGCGGGAUCCUUUGGCGUCAUCACGCACUACUCAUUACAAGCCUUUGCCGACAAAGACUACGACUUCCCUGACACAAACGCCCGGCCGCACGGCUUCAAAGGAGUUUGGCGAUACAACCAGCGUGCCUUGAAGCUGCUUUUGAACGAGGUGGCCGCAAUGGCUGACGACUCAUCCCUGCCGCCAAACUUUGAUCUUUCCGUCAACGUGUUCAGCGCCUCGUUUCCUAUGCUCCGGCUGAUUCCAAAGCUGAAGGACAACCCAUACAAUCCCGUCGAGAGCAUAGCUGGUGAACAGCCCGGUCAGCCAGACACCACAUGGCCCGCCUGCAUCGUCGUGUUUGCGCAGUGGGUCCCUAUGAGCCGGCAGGAUAGGUAUACUGGCCAGGUCGAUGCAUGGUUCCAGAAGCUCCGAGACCUUACCACGGUCAAGAACUGCUGCAUACACACUGAAGAACUUGUACAGCCCAUGUCCGCGAUGACAGGUGAAUGGCUCUUUCGCGGGUCCUGCGAGUUCGACUUACCGCACGUCAGGCGCAUGUACUUGACCAGAUCCCGGGCGAUGGUACAGAGCGGAUGGGUCGACACAGCCGCCCUCCAGAUCGACCUCCUCUUGAACACGUCGCGUGCUUCAAGCCUUUCGCAGAGCUGUUACCUAGCCGGCAAGAUCCAAUGCCUCGGUGGGAACCUCAUGCAACGUUCCGACGACCAGAUUGUGGGUGAAUCCUGCGGCCAGAGGGACUGGACCGUCUGCCAAACGCUGGAUUGCUUUCACCCAGCCGACUCCCGAGGUGAAGCUACCGCCAACGAGUGGCAGUCCUGGAAUGAUUUGGUCUUUUGUACCUUGGGCCACGCCAUGCGUGGACCUGACAAGCGAGUAGUCUGGACUUUGUCCAGUGAUGGGCAAUUGGACAGAACCUGGUCCUACUACCGCCAGACCUACCAGACUGACGACGACAAGAACGCUAUGACGAAGCACCAGGCCAAGUCCAAGCCCGAGGAGCGCGCCAUGCAGCGAGCCAAGGGGCAAGCCAAGCUCCCUGCUGAUUAUCCGGAGCACAUCAUGAAGACGGAGCAGGAAGACGACGAAGAGCAAGUCACAUCCCCCCAGCAAGCUUUGAACCAGGCGUGUGCUAUGUAUCAGGACGCUACCUUGUUGCCAGACCACCCUACGUCGCAGAAGCGGCCCGCACCGUCAGAAGAGCCCACAUUACAAAAGCGGCCCAAGUUGCCUAAGAAGCCCGCACGGCGAAAAGAGGGUGCAUUGCAAGAACAGCCUACAACCCACGAACAACCUAAGCUUCAUGAGGAGGUGAUGUAUCCGGAGCAGCUCGCGUUCGACGAGCCCGCCCUAAAUCAGGAGCAAGCUAUGGUUCCGGAGCCCACCACCCAGGAAGCCGCCAUGUUCCAGCAGUUUGCCACUUUCCAGGACCCUAUGAUGUUCCAGGACUACGCCAUACUCCAGGACUGCGCCAUGCUCAAGGAGCUCGCUAUGUACCAACACGCUACCACGUUCCACGACUGCGUCAUGUCCCAGCAGCUCACCUUAGAUCAAGAGUCCACGAUAGCACAGGACGUCACCCAGGACCUAUCCGCAAGCCAGGCGCUCACAAUAUCUCAGGAGCCCAUCAUGAACCACCAGCCCACCGUGUUCCCGGAGCUUGCCACGAAUACAUGGCCUUCCAGGAAUCCCCAGCUGUCCGACUACCAGAAGCAAUUGGAGGUCUACUACAAGGACUGCUGGGGAUUUGUUCCCGAUCCGUACAACUUCUCUACUGCAUGGCAGCAGCCACAAAACCAGCCGUGGUGCGCGAUGAUGAUGAGCGAGAGCUGA
Molecule: messenger RNA, 2433 nt
Organism: Cladophialophora yegresii CBS 114405
Lineage: Eukaryota; Fungi; Ascomycota; Eurotiomycetes; Chaetothyriales; Herpotrichiellaceae
Exons: 1
Coding region: 1-2433 (810 amino acids)
Molecular function (GO): FAD binding
Source: RefSeq, a predicted model, not a curated record